Messenger RNA from Neltuma alba, 4618 nucleotides. RefSeq names its product myosin-2. Bases 590 to 4234 code for a protein of 1214 amino acids. Gene Ontology annotation, molecular function: actin filament binding; ATP binding; microfilament motor activity. The record is from RefSeq and is a predicted model, not a curated record. Gene Ontology annotation, cellular component: cytoplasm; actin cytoskeleton; myosin complex. The transcript has 24 exons. Gene Ontology annotation, biological process: actin filament organization. NCBI's taxonomy places the organism in Eukaryota, Viridiplantae, Streptophyta, Magnoliopsida, Fabales, Fabaceae.
GCCAAAACGGAGAAAGCAAAACAACUCUGCGACGAUGACCAAAAUUUUUUUCUUUGUAAGCAAGUUUUUGUUUUGAGGAACAGAGGAGAACGAGAAUCGUUUGUCUUUGUUGUCUAACAGAAACGAAAACAAACACUGCAACUGCAAUUUUCCUAAAUUCUUUCUGUUUUCAUCUCUUCCCUUCUUUUUCUGACUCUGAGAGGAGGUUUGUUUUCUGCAGAAACCUCCCUCUCCCUUGCUUUCCACCCUGUAACUUUUACCGCUGAAAACCCCUGCAUCUCCUCGAUUUGGCAAACGAUCCAGGAGAUUGUUUUGAAUCGAGGAGAUAAACCAAUUCACACUAUUCCUUCUCACCCCCUUAGAGCCUAUUGAUUUUAUUACUUCUAUGGUGUAUCUGUAACUCCAACUCAAAGAAGGGGACUAUCAUUUCGACGUUAAAUCUCAAAAGAGGUCGGUUAAAUUUUCAUGUCAUCGGCAAUGUACUGGUUGAAUACGAGGAGAGAGGGAUGAAUAUUGAGGUCGGUAUGAGAGUUUGAGACAGGAAUCUGGGAAUAUCCGUGUGGAAUUUUUGGGGCUUUGGGAGCCGAAAAUGAUGUUAUCUUCUACGCCUUCUGCGAUAGCGAGGAGCUCGCUGGAAGAAAUGCUUGAAUCAAUCCGGCGGAGAGGAGAAGAAGAGAAGCCGGAGGACUUGCCGCCAGCAUUGCCAACUCGUCCGACGUCGAGAGCACGGCUUCCCUCAGCGAGACGGUCGUUGCCGAAUAAAUUUAGGAUUGAAGGUGAUCAGAAUGCAACAACAAGGUCCAAAAAUAAUUCCAAUGCAAAGGCAAAAGAAGAGACCAAGAAGAAAGAAGGGGAUGUGGGACAUAGGAGAAAAGGAAGUUUUGCGAGCAAAAAGAUGAAGCAAGACAUGGAAUCUCCUUAUAUCGUGACAUCGGAAGAGAAUAUAAGCCAAUCAUCAUCAGAGGACCCUGUUUCCGCAUCUACUGCUUCCACAGCAACAUCGGGGAAGAUUCAGGAAUUGGAUGGUGAUGACAACGUUGCUUAUUACAUAAAAACGAAACUAAGUGUUUGGUGUAGGCCGCCCAGUGGAAAGUGGGCACUAGGACAGAUACAAUCAACUUCAGGAGGAGAAGCUUUUGUUUCGCUCUCGCAUGGAGAUAUUAUGAAGGUGGCAAGAUCAGAGAUUUUACCAGCUAAUCCAGAUAUUCUAGAGGGUGUGGAUGAUCUUAUACAGCUUAGUUACUUAAAUGAGCCCUCAGUUCUUCAUAAUCUCCGGUUUAGAUAUUCUCAGGACAUGAUAUAUAAUAAGGCAGGACCGGUUUUAAUUGCUCUCAACCCCUUCAAAGAGAUCCAGAUAUAUGGAAAUGAUUAUAUCUCGGCUUAUAGGCAGAAGACUACGGACAGUCCACACGUUUUUGCUAUGGCAGAUGUGGCUUUUAAUGAGAUGAUGAGAGACGAAGUGAACCAAUCAAUUAUUAUAAGUGGCGAGAGUGGAUCCGGGAAGACAGAGACGGCAAAGUUUGCCAUGAAAUACUUAGCGGCUCUAAGUGGCAGCAGCUGCGGGGUAGAAAAGGAAGUCCUCCAGACGAAUUGUAUAUUAGAAGCUUUUGGGAAUGCGAAAACAUCUAGGAAUGACAACUCUAGCAGAUUUGGGAAGUUGAUUGAGAUUCAUUUCAGCACGCUGGGGAGGAUAUGUGGGGCCAAAAUUCAAACCUUUCUGUUAGAAAAGUCAAGGGUUGUUCAACUGGCCAGCGGAGAGAGGACGUAUCAUAUCUUUUAUCAACUUUGUGCUGGUUCUUCGCCUGAUCUUAAAGGGAGACUGAAUCUUAAAGGUGCUAGUGAAUACAAGUAUCUCAAUCAAAGUGACUGCAUGAAAAUUGAUGGUAUUGACGAUACUAAGAAGUUUCAUAAGCUAAUGAAAGCACUGGAUGAUGUUCGAAUUUGCAAAGAGGAUCAAGAGAUAGUCUUCAAGAUGAUUGCCGCAAUACUGUGGCUGGGAAAUAUAUCAUUCCGAGUAACUGACAAUGAAAAUCACAUUGAGGUUGCAGACGAUGAAGCUGUUGCCAAUGCUGCCCAGCUAAUGGGUUGCAGUUCCCAGGAUUUAAUGGUAACUUUAUCUACUCGGAAAAUCCAAGCUGGCAAAGAUACUAUUUCCAAAAGAUUAACGUUGUGGCAGGCAACUGACACAAGGGAUGGAUUGGCAAAGUUCAUAUAUGCAAGCUUGUUUGACUGGCUUGUGGAACAAAUCAACAAGUCACUUGAAGUGGGCAAACGUUGCACUGGGAGAUCCAUAAGUAUCCUUGACAUCUAUGGGUUUGAGUCGUUCCAGAAAAACAGUUUUGAACAGUUUUGUAUAAAUUACGCCAAUGAGAGGCUUCAACAACAUUUCAAUCGGCAUCUGUUCAAACUUGAGCAGGAUGACUAUGAAUUGGAUGGCGUUGAUUGGAACAAAGUAGAUUUUGAGGACAAUCAAGAGUGCUUGGAUCUUUUUGAGAAGAAACCGCUGGGGCUGAUCUCUCUGUUGGAUGAGGAAUCAAAUUUCCCCAAGGCUACUGAUCAAACAUUCGCCAACAAAAUUAGACAGCACCUGAAUGCUAAUCCUUGUUUCAAAGGGGAAAGAGGCAGAGCUUUUCGCGUUCGUCAUUAUGCUGGGGAGGUUUCGUACGACACAAAUGGAUUCCUAGAAAAGAACAGAGAUCCGCUGCCUCCAGAUUCCCUCAAGCUCCUGUCAUCAUGUAAUUGUCAACUGCUGCAGUUGUUCUCCAAAAUGAUUGAUCAAUCUAAGCUGUCAAAUUCCUCCCACGUAGGUGCCUCGGGUUCACAAAAGCAGAGUGUUGGGACAAAGUUCAAGGGCCAAUUAUUCAAGUUGAUGAAUCAGUUGGAGGGCACCACGCCUCACUUCAUUCGCUGCAUAAAGCCCAAUACUAAGCACCUGGCUGGAAUAUAUGAUGAGGACCUUGUCUUACAACAGCUCAGGUGUUGUGGAGUUUUGGAGGUUGUUAGAAUUUCAAGGGCUGGAUAUCCCACUCGUAUGAUGCAUCAAGAGUUUGCCAGAAGGUAUGGGUUUUUGCUUUCCGAGGCCAGCGUAUCUCAGGAUCCAUUAAGCAUCUCAGUUUCCGUUUUACAACAAUUUAACAUCCCUCCUGAAAUGUACCAAGUCGGCUACACAAAACUGUAUCUCCGAACCGGGCAGAUUGGUGUCCUGGAGGAUAGGAGGAAACAGAUUAUACUGGGAAUACUUGGGGUUCAAAAAUGGUUACGUGGUCAUCAAGCUCGCCGCAACUUUCAUGUCCUCAAGAAUGGAGCAAUAGCUUUACAAUCAAUUGUUCGUGGAGAGAUUGUGAGAAAGACAUAUCAUUCGAUGAAGUCUGCAUCUAUUGCUUCUGAAAAGCUUCAGCAGACGCAGGCAAUCACACGCUUACAAUCUGUGAUCCGGGGGUGGUUGGUUCGAAGGCGUGCUAGUAGUCUCCUCCAUAUGUUGAAGAAAGAUAGUAAAAACGCUAAAGCUAAGCAAAAGUCACGUUUUAAGAUGUCAGAAGUGAAGGAUUUGAAUAAAGAGCAAGUUCAGAAUCUGCCAUCAACUUUGACAGAACUCCAGAACCGGGUUGUCAAAGCCGAAGCAACUCUGAAGCAAAAGGAAGAGGAAAAUACUGCGUUGAAGGAACAACUAAAACAAUUUGAGACGAGGUGGAUUGAGUACGAGAUGAAGAUGAAAUCAAUGGAACAGAUGUGGCAAAAACAGAUGACAUCUUUACAAAAGAGUCUUUCCGUUGCUAGGAGGAGCCUUGCUGCUGAGAAUUCCACUGAUCAACCUGGAAGAUGCGAUGCUAUGUCACCUUGCUUCUAUGACUCCGAAGAUGCUACUUCCGUGGAAUCCAGAACACCCGCGGGCAGUACACCUAUCAAGUUUCCUAGCACUCCUUAUGCGAAUGGAGCAAGGAAAGAGGCUACUGAUACUUUCAACGCAGUGAGCAAUCUGAUGAAAGAAUUUGAGCAGCGGAAACAGACUUUUGAUGAUGAUGCCAAAGCUCUACUCGCGGCUAGAUCAGGGCAACCAGCUCACAUGAAUCCCAGCGAAGAACUCCGGCAGCUUAAACGCCGAUUUGAAGGAUGGAAGAAAGAAUACAAGGGAAGAUUACGGGAAACAAAAGCCAGGCUUUCUAAGACAGGCAGUCCAGAAGCAGAAAUUAGUUGUCAAAACUGGUGGGGCAAGAUAAGCUCAAGAGGACUAUAGCACAUAUUCUGUAAACUCUCUUUGCUCAAGUACAACAAAUCUGAAGGCAAGAAAAGGGAAAAAGGAAUAGUAUCAUGGACUGUGUGCUGCCUUUUCAGGAGCUUUCUCCUCCUCAUAUUAUGAGACGAAAAUAAGUUUGGUGCUUCCACAGGACAAGUUGGUGAAGGAAAAGGAAUUGUAAAUCUAGCAGUGUUUUAUUUAUUUACAUGGUGGGGGAAUUAUAGGUUGUAAACAGUGAUAGGCUUUUAGGACGGCGUAGUGUAUUGAGGAGUCUAGUGUAUAUGUUGUUGUAUCCUAUGAUGCAUGUGAAUCACAGUCCCGAAGGCAACAAGCAUUAAUUGGUAUCUUCUUGAGGUAAAAGAAUCCGUAUUUUCAGAUUGUAUA